Molecule: messenger RNA, 1223 nt
Organism: Cheilinus undulatus (humphead wrasse)
Lineage: Eukaryota; Metazoa; Chordata; Actinopteri; Labriformes; Labridae
Gene: apnl
Product: actinoporin-like protein
Exons: 3
Coding region: 286-843 (185 amino acids)
Biological process (GO): pore complex assembly; monoatomic cation transport; cytolysis in another organism
Cellular component (GO): pore complex
Molecular function (GO): channel activity
Source: RefSeq, a predicted model, not a curated record
CGCUCUGCCACAGACUGAGGUGUGGCAGCUUCAUCCCACUGGGAAAAACACUGGAAUAUUUGUUCUCAUCAUUUUUUUUGUGCGGGUGAUAAAUGUGUGUUCAGAGAGGGUGUGUACAGAGCUACUGGGGUCGUGUUGCAAGAGGGAGGUUUUCCUCAGCGAUGGCACGUAUCCUAGUUAAAAAAAAACAUCACCAGGCACCUCCCUUCCAGGUAACUCUUGCCACUUUGGAACUUGGCAGCUCCAGCAGAGGAUCUCAGCAGCAGAUCUCACUAAAAUACUAACAUGACGGAGUCAGCUGAAGCUGUAGCAGCCGAUGUGGACAGCAAGAGAAGUGUCACCAUUGAAAUCUUAAAUAUCUCCAACAACUACUGCCUCAUCAACCCAAAGGUGUACCUUGAGAAUGGGGAAAUAUACAACCCACCUCAGCCAACGGUGCGCCCCCUAAAGACAGAGGUGUGCACCUUCACUAAGGGUGGUGGAGCAACCGGAAGUGUCGGCGUGCUGACCUAUGACCUUUAUGAGCGGUCAAGGAAUGACUUCAUCGAGACCCUGGCCAUCAUGUUCUCAGUUCCCUGGGACUACAACUUCUACAAGAAUUGGUUUGCAGUGGGCAUCUAUAAAAGGGGCCGUACAUGCGAUGAAGCCCUGUAUAAAGAAAUGUACUAUGAGAAAAAGCAGAAAGAACACGGCUUUGUCAGGGAGGAAGCCCAAGGAUCAGGAAUUAAUUAUGUUGGUGAUUACUUAGAUAUCAAAGCCACCAUGGGGCCCCUGGGUAAAGCCAUCAUGAAGGUGGAGGUAUGGGAUAAGCUGUUCACAACAGCAGGCCAACAGCCACACUAAAGACCCCCCCCCAACUGUAUUUUUAUCAUCAGUCAGAAUCCAUUCCUCCAUCACCAGCCUUCCCCUUUGAGACUCAUCCUAAAACAGCGAACACGCCUGAUUUCACAGACGUAUUGCUGCUGACAUGUGCUUGUAUACCUGGGUAUUACCCUUCAGAAAAAUCAGCUUAACAUCAGAGUUUAGUUUGUGUGUAAAUCCAGGCAGCAGUAACCCCCGUUAUAGCAGAUGCCUCUGUCUGUUUCAACAGCAUCCGGCUUAAAAACGGCAUCUUUAGAAAUGAAAAUCAAAGGAUGACUCACUGGAGGAUGCGGGCACAUAGAUUAAUAAAACACAUUGUGCGCUUGUCUGUAUUUACCUUGACACUAUAGUCUGAGGAACAA